Messenger RNA from Linnemannia hyalina, 1413 nucleotides. NCBI's taxonomy places the organism in Eukaryota, Fungi, Mortierellomycota, Mortierellomycetes, Mortierellales, Mortierellaceae. The record is from the annotation of a GenBank genome assembly.
AUGGCCACCUCUGUCAAGCCAGGCGCAACCUGGAAGAAGACCGACUACCCUAGCAUCAAGAACCCCGACUUCCCCGUCGAGGUUGCUGGCUUCGAGACCUUCAACAACCUCCACCUCGCCUCCGUCAUCCUCGGAGCUCCCUUUAUCCUCGUCUCGAUCCUCAAGCUCCCCUUCUGGUCCUACCCUGUCUUGACCAUCCUCCUGGCCCUGCCUAUCUUUGCCGCCUACUUCACCUAUGGCUCCCAGUUCGCCCUUCCCCUCAACAACCGCGUCCAGACCCCCGGCAAGAAGGUUGAGGACUACAUCACCAUCGUCGACCCCGCCUUCCAGAAGUACAAGGGCAAGAACAGAAUCCCCAUGGAGACCUUCUUCGAGGCCUACUUUGACGGCAAGAUUGACAUCAACCAGGACUGCUUGGAGUUGCUCGAGAACCGCCACGACUGGACUGUUUUCCACAUGACCGCCUCCCAGGCCAAGUUCUUCGUUACCCAGUGGAUUCCCGAGACCCUUUGGCACUCUAAGAAGCAGGACGAGGACCAGGUCCGCGACCACUACGACAGAGGCGAUGACUUCUACGCCGCCUUCCUCGGACCCCGCAUGAUCUACACCUCCGGUAUUAUGUCUGACGUCACCAAGAAGGAGACCCUCGAGGAGAUGCAGGAUAACAAGCUGAGACUCGUCUGCGAGAAGAUCCAGCUCAAGAAGGGCGAGCGUCAUCUCGAUAUUGGAUGCGGUUGGGGUACCCUCACCGCCUAUGCUGCCAAGAACUACGGAACUGACUCGACUGGUAUCACCCUCGGCUUGAACCAGACCGCCUUCGGAAACAACCGCAUCAAGGAGUACGGCGUCCCCGCCACCCAGGCCCGCAUCAAGUGUAUGGAUUACCGUGAUAUCCCUCGCGAGAAGUGGGACAAGAUCACCUGUCUCGAGAUGGCUGAGCACGUCGGAAUCCGCAAGUUCAACGAGUUUUUGCUUCAGGUCAAGGAUAUGCUCAACGAUGACGGUCUCUUCUACCUCCAGAUUGCCGGUCUCCGUGCUGCUUGGCAGUACGAGGAUUUCAUCUGGGGUCUCUUCAUGGCCAAGUACGUCUUCCCUGGUGCUGAUGCCUCCAUGCCCUUGUACUGGGUUAUCAAGCAGCUCGAGUGCGCUGGUUUCGAGGUCCAGAACGUUGACACCAUUGGAGUCCACUACUCUGCCACCAUCCACCGCUGGUACUUGAACUGGAUGUCGAACAAGGAGUCGAUCACUGCCACCUACGGCAAAAAGUGGUUCCGCACCUGGGAGAUCUUCCUUGCCUGGUCGACCAUCAUCUCUCGCCAGGGAUCUGCUACCUGCUACCAGAUUGUUGCCCACAAGAACUUGAAUGCCUUUGACCGCACUGGUCUCCAGGCCAAGAACCGCUUCAGCGUUUAA